AUGAACAAUUCAAUUGGCCAAAGAAAUAUUAUACAAAAUUAUGCUUUAGAUACUAGUUUCUAUCGUGUUAAAUAAAAUCAAUCAAUACUUACUACUCGUCAUUCCAAAUUACCUUCAUUUAAUAACCCCAUUCCAAUUUCAACUCCUACAUCUCCUAAAGAAUAACAAAGUAUGUGGAAAACAAAUCUUUGUUUUCAAAAUGAUAAUUCUUUCAGUCACAAUAAAAAAAGACAAGAAAAUUUCUCUAGUAAUAAGAAGAGUGUCAGUCCUCAAUUAAGAUAAUUACCUCGCAAAUCAUUUCAAUUAUAACUGGAUUAGUAACCUAAACUUUUCUAAGCACCUAAAUCAUAAGAAAGACGAAGCUUUAGAAACUCUACUUAUUCUAGACCUAAUUCAAGACUUAUUGAAGAUCAGUACACUUUAAAAGUAGCAUCUAUGAAUACUGAAAUUGGAAGGGGCAAUUUUAAAUUUCAUUAUGUCCUAGGAAAAGGAGGAUUUGGAAAGGUGUGGAGAGUAGAGAUGAUUAAAACACAUAAACUAUUUGCUAUGAAAGAGAUGAGUAAAGCAAAGUAAAUCUAAAUUUUGCUAAAAGGGUUUUGGCCAAAAAAUCUGUCAAUUCAGUUAUGAAUGAACGUAUUCUUCUCUCACAACUUAAACAUUCCUUUAUAGCCAAUAUUCAUUACUCCUUUUAAGAUAGAGAUAACUUGUAUCUUGUACUUGAUUUGUUAACUGGAGGCGAUCUUAGAUUUCAUAUUGGAAAAAUGCGUAGGUUUUCAGAAUAACAUACUAGUAUAAAACUUAAAUUUAAUUUUUAUAGAGUUCUUAAUUGCAAGUAUGCUAUUAGCUUUAGAUUAUCUACAUAAAAAUGGAAUUAUUCAUAGAGAUAUCAAACCUGAAAAUAUUGUUCUUGAUAAAAAAGGAUAUCCAAGAUUAACAGAUUUUGGAAUUGCUAGAAUAGUAAAACCAGAAAAUUCCCAAGAAACUAGUGGAACUCCUGGUUAUAUGGGUAUUUACAUAAUUUAUUUAUUAUUAGCUCCAGAAGUUAUGUUUAGAUCGAAUCACAGUUUUGGUGUUGAUCAUUUUGCAUUAGGAGUAAUGGCUUAUGAAUUUAUGAUGGGUAAAAGACCAUAUUUAGGAAAAACUCGUAGAGAUAUUAGAGAUGCAAUUAUUGCAAAAUAGAUUUAACUUAAAAAAUAAGAUAUUCCUCCUAAUUGGUCCUGGGAAGCAGCUGAUUUAAUUAAUCAAUUAUUAUAAAGAAAACCAUAAGCUCGUUUAGGGUAUAAUAGUAUUGAAGAAAUAUAAAAUCAUCCAUGGUUUUAAGGAUUUCCAUGGAAAGGAUUACAUGAGAAGUAGUUGCCAUCUCCUUUCAAAUUGACUAAAUCAUCAGAUGAAGACUUCAUUCGUGAGAUUUCCUCUGAUCAUGAUUCAUAAGAUGAAUUGAUAUAGGAAAAUAUAUUAUUACUUAGAUAAGAAACCAUUUAAAAUCUAUUUGAAAAUUAUACAUACUCAAAGGAACAUCAAGUAACAAUCAAGAGAUUUUGA
Molecule: messenger RNA, 1542 nt
Organism: Paramecium pentaurelia
Lineage: Eukaryota; Ciliophora; Oligohymenophorea; Peniculida; Parameciidae
Source: the annotation of a GenBank genome assembly